Molecule: messenger RNA, 2954 nt
Organism: Trichechus manatus latirostris (Florida manatee)
Lineage: Eukaryota; Metazoa; Chordata; Mammalia; Sirenia; Trichechidae
Gene: TTK
Product: TTK protein kinase
Exons: 22
Coding region: 3-2621 (872 amino acids)
Biological process (GO): mitotic spindle assembly checkpoint signaling; peptidyl-serine phosphorylation; meiotic spindle assembly checkpoint signaling
Cellular component (GO): kinetochore; nucleus
Molecular function (GO): protein serine/threonine kinase activity; ATP binding; protein binding
Source: RefSeq, a predicted model, not a curated record
CCAUGAGUUCUGCCUCGCGGACGCACGGAGGAACGGCGGCGGCCGAAAUGGAGGCUGAAGAUUUAAGUAGCAGAGAAUUGACAAUUGAUUCUAUAAUGAACAAAGUGAGAGAUAUUAAAAAUAAAUUUAAAAAUGAAGACCUUACUGAUGAACUAAGCUUGAGUAAAAUCUCUACUGAUACGACAGAUAACUCGGGAACUGAACACCAAAUUAUGAUGAUGGCAAAUAACCCAGAGGACUGGUUGAAUUUGUUGCUCAAACUAGAAAAAAACAGUGUCCCCCUAAAUGAUGCGCUUUUAAAUAAAUUGAUUGGUCGUUACAGUCAAGCAAUUGAAUCACUUCCUCCAGAUAAAUACGGCCAAAAUGAGAGUUUUGCUCGAAUCCAAGUGAGAUUUGCUGAAUUGAAAGCUAUUCAAGAGCCAGAUGAUGCACGUGACUACUUUCAGAUGGCCAGAGCAAACUGCAAGAAAUUUGCCUUUGUGCAUAUAUCUUUUGCACAGUUUGAACUAUCACAAGGUAAUUUUAAAAAAAGUAAACAACUUCUUCAUAAAGCGAUAGGAUGUGGAGCAAUACCAACAGAAAUGUUGGAAAUUGCCAUAAAGAAUUUAAACCUCCAAAAAAAGGAGCUGCUUUCAGAGGAAGAAAAGAAGAAUUUAUCAGUAUCCACAGUUUUAACUGCCCAAGAAUCAUUCUCCACUUCACAUGGACAUUUACAGAAUAGGAACAUCAAUUGUGAUUCUAGAGGACUGGCUACUAAGCCCAGGUUUUUAUAUGGAGAGAACAUGCCCCCUCAAGAUGCAGAAAUAGCUCAUUUCAAUCCUUUGAAACAAAUAAACAAAGCCAAACAGUCAUGCCCGUUUGGAAGAGUCCCAGUUAACCUUCUAAAUAGCCCAGAUUGUCAUGUGAAGGUGAAUGGUUCAGUUGUACCAAGUUUUACAAAAAGACAGAUCUCUGGAUCAGAAUGCCGAGAUUUGAGUGUACCUGGAUCUAAAUCAAGUGGAAAUGAUUCCUGUGAAUUGAGAAAUUUAAAGUCUCUUCAGAGUAUCCAUUCCAAGGAGCAUCUGCUGUCAGAUGAGAAAAGUUCUGAGCUUACUGCAAAUUCAGUAACCCUGAAGAAUAAAACUGAAUCAAGUCUUCUAACUAAAUUAGAAGAAACUGAAAGACCUCAAGAACCAAAGGUUUCAGAAAGUAACCAGAAACAAUGGCAAUCUAAGAGAAAGUCAGAAUGUGUAAACCAAAAUCCUGCUGCAUCUUCAAAUCAGUGGCAGAUUCCAGAGAUAAUCCAAAUGGUUGAGACAGAGCAGAAACAUACCACUUUUGAGCAACCUACCUUUUCAGUUUCAAAACAGUCACCACCAAUAUCAACACCUAAAUGGAUUGAUCCCAAAUCUGUUUGUAAGACACCAAGCAGCAAUACCUUGGAUGAUUACAUGAGCUGUUUUAGAACUCCAGUUGUAAAGAAUGACUUUCUAUCAGCUUGUCAGUUGUCAACACCUUAUAGCCAACCUGCCUAUUUCCAGCAGCAACAGCAGCAAAUACCAGCUACAUCACUUCAGACUUUGCAGAUUUCAGCAUCUUCUUCAACAAAUGAAUGCAUUACCAUUAAAGGAAGAAUUUAUUCCGUAUUGAAGCAGAUAGGAAGUGGAGGUUCAAGUAAGGUAUUUCAGGUGUUGAAUGAAAAGAAACAGAUACACGCUAUAAAAUAUGUGAACUUAGAAGAAGCAGAUAACCAAACUAUUGAUAGUUACCGGAAUGAAAUAGCUUAUUUGAAUAAACUACAACAACACAGUGAUAAGAUCAUUCGACUUUAUGAUUAUGAAAUCACAGACCAGUAUAUCUACAUGGUAAUGGAGUGUGGAAAUAUUGAUCUUAAUAGUUGGCUUAAAAAGAAAAAAUCUAUCAAUCCUUGGGAACGCAAGAGUUACUGGAAAAAUAUGUUGGAGGCAGUUCACACAAUUCAUCAACAUGGCAUUGUUCACAGUGAUUUGAAACCUGCUAACUUUCUGAUAGUUGAUGGAAUGCUAAAGCUAAUUGAUUUUGGGAUUGCAAACCAAAUGCAACCAGAUACAACAAGUAUUGUGAAAGAUUCUCAGGUUGGCACAGUUAAUUAUAUGCCUCCAGAAGCGAUCAAAGAUAUGUCCUCCUCAAGAGAGAAUGGAAAAUUAAAAUCAAAGAUAAGUCCUAAAAGUGACGUUUGGUCCUUAGGAUGCAUUCUGUAUUAUAUGACUUAUGGGAAAACACCAUUCCAGCACAUAAUUAAUCAAAUUUCUAAAUUACAUGCCAUAAUUGACCCUAAUCAUGAAAUUGCAUUUCCUGAUAUUCCAGAGAAAGAUCUUCAAGAUGUGUUAAAGUGUUGUUUGAUAAGGGACCCUAAAAAGAGAAUAUCCAUUCCUGAGCUCUUGGUGCAUCCGUAUGUUCAAAUUCAAACUCAUCCAGGUAACCAGAUGAGUAAGGGAACUACUGAAGAAAUGAAAUAUGUUCUGGGCCAACUCGUUGGUCUGAAUUCUCCUAACUCCAUUUUGAAAGCUGCUAGAACUUUAUAUGAGCAGUACAGUAGUGGUGAAAGUCAUGGUUCCUCUUCAUCAUCCAAUCCUUUUGAAAAAAAAUGGGGUAAAAAAUGAUUUGCAGCUACUCAUGGACUGUGAAAUAACACUUGUAAAAUAUAUUGGACUGGUGGACUCUUGAUUCUCUUUGGAAAUCUACUCUUGAAGACUGCUUCACUCUGAAACGUUAUCAGCAGAAAAAUUCAGUAGAUUAUCCCCAAAAGAAGACUAUAAAAAUAACAACCACUAAUAGCACUGUAUAUAUUAUAUUGUAGAAUUGUUUUCCUCUGUUCUGUGUUUUCCUAUAAAUGUUAUCUAUUUGUCAUUUUACAUUUGCAGUAGUGGGGACAACUGAAAUAUAUUCUAAAGAACUAUGUAAAUAAAGCUUUGUAGCAUAAAAUGACACUAAAA